AUGCACUCCCCAAGCUUCGUCCAGAGCUUCUGCGUCUCGCGCAUGCCGCCACCUCCGCCAUGCCCGCCACUGCCACCCACUCACGACGCCUUGCUGGCGUUUUGUGUCUCGCUCACAGUCAUGAGCCUGCUCACGAUCGCCGCCGGAAUGACCGACACCAACAUUCGCGAGGCGUGCUUCACGCGAGUGCGCACGCUCUCCGCAUCGACCCGCUCUCAUGUCCACGCCGCCACCGACUUCAUCAUGCGUAUCGCUGCGCUCGCACUGGCGUCUUUGAGCGCUGAAUUCACAUCCUGCAAAGCUGCCGUCCUCCGAACUUCGAAACCCUUCAUCGACUUCAUCCUACAAACCGCUGCUCCCUCGAUCGCUCUGUUGAGCGCUGGGCUCACCACUUGCAAAGCUUCUCUCAGCCAAGCCUGCGCCGGCGUGGCAAAGACAUCGACCGACUUCAUCGACUUCAAAAUCACUUUCGCAACGGAUUUCUUCGGAGCCAGCUACAAGACUCGCCAAGCUGAUGCAACAUCCGUCAAACGCCUUGACCAAGUCGACAGCACGCACUACACCACUGAAAAGGGAGGCGACACAUCAGAGCAUGAGGAUGAUAGCGAGUACACCGAUGCAAAUAGCGAGGAGAGUAAUGGCUGGACUGUGGUGAAGAAGGAACGCCAUGAACAGACAUGCGUGAUGUGCGAUUCUGACAAGGAAGAGUGA
Molecule: messenger RNA, 711 nt
Organism: Zymoseptoria tritici IPO323
Lineage: Eukaryota; Fungi; Ascomycota; Dothideomycetes; Mycosphaerellales; Mycosphaerellaceae
Exons: 3
Coding region: 1-711 (236 amino acids)
Source: RefSeq, a predicted model, not a curated record